Molecule: messenger RNA, 2352 nt
Organism: Carassius gibelio (silver crucian carp)
Lineage: Eukaryota; Metazoa; Chordata; Actinopteri; Cypriniformes; Cyprinidae
Product: tumor necrosis factor alpha-induced protein 8-like protein 1
Exons: 2
Coding region: 245-805 (186 amino acids)
Biological process (GO): regulation of apoptotic process
Cellular component (GO): cytoplasm
Source: RefSeq, a predicted model, not a curated record
AGUUACAAACUGGUAACCAAACGCGAAAAGAGGGAGAAGAAAACACUUGAAUUAUUUACACCAGUGGCGUAGACCCAACACAUACCUGUUGGAGACAUUUUCCGUCUUUAGAAGAUAUUUUUAAGCCGUAUUAAUGCGGCUGUAGGUUGUUUAUUAGCUGUCAGGGGUGUUUGGAUGGAGGUUUGAAGAACGAAAGUUACUCUUUAGACGCCCAGAAUCUGCUUCUAAUAAGAGGAGAGACAUCAUGGACUCGUUCAGCACGAAGAGCCUGGCCCUGCAGGCCCAGAAGAAGCUCAUGAGCAAGAUGGCGACUAAGACGAUGGCCAACCUCUUCAUAGAUGACACCAGCAGCGAGGUACUGGACGAGCUGUACCGGGUGACCAAAGAGUACACGCGCAACCGCAAGGAGGCGCAGAAGAUCAUCAAGAACCUCAUUAAGAUGGUGGUCAAGUUGGGCGUCCUCUACCGCAAUGGACAGUUCAACAACGAGGAGCUUGCGUUGGUUGAGCGCUUCCAGAAGAAGGUGCACACGCUCGCGAUGACAGCCGUCAGCUUCUACCAGAUCGACUUCACCUUCGACCGCCGCGUCAUGAGCAACCUGCUCAACGAUUGCCGUGAACUGCUGCACCAGGCCAUCAACCGGCACCUGACGGCGAAAUCUCACAACCGUAUCAACCACGUCUUCAAUCAUUUCUCCGACUGCGAGUUUCUCGCGACGCUGUAUGGAUCUUCGGCAGUGUACCGCGGCCACUUGCAGAAGAUCUGUGAAGGAGUCAAUAAGAUGCUGGAUGAUGGCAAUCUUUGACCUCUACCUGUUGUCUUUUUUAUUUUAUUUUAUUUGAACAUGUCUUUUGUUUGUUUUAAAUGGAGCUUAAGCUCAGGAGACAUCGUGCCUUAUUUGUUCAUUGGACACUAAGUCUUGUACGAAGUCUUAAAAACGUGGGUUAGAGGUGGUUUACAGCACCAAUGCAAAUCUGCUCCUGUUUGUCCAAAGGUAAUUUGGGAGCACCGAUUAAGAUCCACCAUCAGAGGAAAUGAAGGACCAUUUGCAAACCUUUUUGAUGCUGAGAGGACAUUUCAAGCACUUGCGAAUGCGAAAUGCACUGGGGGAUACGUAUGAAACGUUUCAUCUCUGAUUUUAGGAAAUGAGCCUGCGGCAUCAUCCUCUCGCUUCCCAAAAAUAGACACGUUAAAUCCGCAACCCAAAAUGACUGUUUUUGGUCAUGUCUGAGGUGAUUCAUCUGGAGGCUGAUACUGAAAUAUGUGUAAACCAUCACCCCUGUGAUUUCUAAACUUGGUCAUUUAGUGGUUUACGUUCGUUUUUGUUUGUUUUUCCUCUUCAUAUCGCCCCCUGCUGAUGGGAGGUCUUUACCAAGAUGCAGUUCCUGAGCGAGGAAUGAAGAAUGUGCUAGAAUGUCACUGUACUACCUUUCAACUUGUUUAUUUUACUGUUUUAAUGAAGGUUUUAUAUGUUUAAAUACACAACUGAGCCGUUUUCUCCAUGAUACAUGUUUGAACAAAGAAUUCAAUGACCAGAAGUCUCGAUGUCCCAUUUCUGCCAUUAGUUUGUUUUAACUCCAGCUGUUUUGAUUUUAUUUUGUGUAUUUUAGUGGGUGAGGAUGUCGUUUAACACAGAAACAAUGUAAAAGCUACCAAGAAAUGUGCAUGCAGAAAUGCUAUUAGUAGAAGUCUAUAAGGCAGCUGUACACUUGUCCCAUAGACUUGCAUUGUAAUUGCUAAUCUGCCCACGUUUUUAAUUCGUAUGUAUACUUGAUUUUAACCUUGAAUAUUUUAAACUUUAUCUUUUUACGGAAUGACAAACUGAAAGAAUCACAAAGUUUGAGUUAUUUGGAUCUUUCUGGGAUACCUAAAGGCCUAUAUAAAGCUCUUAGUUAACUUUUGUUUGUUUUUGUUCUUUUUCUCUAUGCACUUAUUUAGUUUUCUCAGUAGCAGAGGGUUGUUUGACUUUGUCGUCUUGUCACUAGAUUUUUAAGUUAAGCUCCAUCUAAUAAAUGAAGUAUCAACAGUUUCAAGAGAAAAGGUGAAACUUUUGAGUAACUCUUGACCGCAGUAAAAGCCAUACCUUCUGAUUAUCCUAAAACCUCUCAGGGUUCAGUCUUACAUGUGGUGUUUUUGGCCAAUUUAAUCGGAUAAAGGACCGGAUACCUUGUUUUGCUUUUUGCAGAUGUCAACUGAGCAUUCACAUCACAGCAUUGUUUUUAAACUAGAAUGUUAAAGGUUAUUUUUGUUCAUCACAAACAAGUUCUAUUAAUGUACACACUUUUCUUUUCUUUUUUAGACCUUGUGUAUAUAAAUACAGUAUUUGUGUGCGUAUAAAUGUGUCAACCUUAA